GCGGCCCCCGCCCGGCACCGCGGCCCCCGCGGGGGGGUGAGCGCGGCCCCCGCGCAGGAUGAGCUCUGCCGCGGCCAAGAACGCUAUUGAUGCCUUUCAGACACUGAGGUUUCCCCUCCGCAGGCGUCCAAGGAACAGUUUUCUCUCGUGUCCCAUGUGGGCAGACUGCUUGGCGUGGUGGGUCUCAAGAAACAGGUGAAAGGCUUUGCGUUUCCAAGUGCAUCCCAAAUAUAAGCUGGGAAGAGGUGGUAUCUGCAGGAAAACACACAGCAGAGCACUGGCUUGGAAACCUGAGAGCUCAGUGCACAAAGCUUGGGGUGUCUUUUCCAGCUUCUAAACCAACAAAAUGUGUUUCCCAGAUGUUUUACUCUGGAUUGGGAUUUAAACCCAAACAUUCAUCACUGCACCACUGAUGCUGGAUAUGAAAAUAGAACCAAAUCAGAAAUCGCUGUAGACAUCAAGCAAAUGCUGCCUUCCUGCCAUCCUCCCAGCUCCAACCGCUCUAACCUGUAGUUCAUAGGGAUUGUACCCUAUUGGGUUGUAAAUGGAGGCAGUUCUUACCUGCUACUUCCCUGGCCUGUGCUCAGCUCUUCCUCUGAGGAAGACCAGAUAGAGUAUCAGUCUGGGACCUGUCCACUGAGGACAAAACACUCCUGAUGUCUCUAGUCUUUACUUAGCUGAUUGUUUUGCCUGGAGACAGCUCCAGGCCCCAGCCUCUGGAGACACAGUUCCCAGCUGAGGGAUGGGUUGUUUUCCAUGUUCUUUUUGGUGAAAUCCCUCAGGGCAUUGAAAUUACAAAGCGAAGAAAUUAGUUUAGCACAGUUUAUUACAGAUGACAGCACAGGCUGCAAAACCAACACAGAACUGUACAGAGGAUUAGGGGAAAUGUCUCUGCCAGCUGAGAGGCCAAAGUCCAAAACAGAUGUGGUAAAGGACAUGAAUUUAUGAGCCAAAAAAUCAUCAGCAAGGUCCCCAUGAAAACCAAGUAAAAAUAGUAUGUCAUGAAUGCUAUGUUUCCCUUUCGAAGUCAUAAUUUCUGUUUCUUUCCCUGCAACCCAGCAAGCUAGACAUUUGAAAAAAAAAAAAAAAAAAAAAAACCAAACAAAAACACAUAGGUGAGAUUUCUAAUGCCCUGAUUCCAGAAACAGAGAAUUUAAGAGAAUCAGUACUUUGUCUGCAAAAGUGUUGUCAAUACUGCCAUCACUUCCCUCCUUACUUAUAAGCCAGUAAACUUUGACUAGAGUAAUUUAAACAUAUGCAUACCUCAUUUAAAGUUACUUAAACCAAUCUAAACUGCAAGAGAAGCAUCAAUUUUACAAAGACUGGAGCACAGAGAUCCUUGGGGCCUCUUUGGUUUUCUGUUGACAGGUUGUGGGUCUGUGAGUAAAUCCCAGCCUUUUUCUGCCUUGCUGUUGGUCUCUGGUAUAAUUUCUAUGCAUUUUGGAGGGUAGUGACACAGACUGAUCCCUGGCAUGCCAUGGGAGCUAUGGAGGGAAUGGGAGACAUGAUUACGGGUUUAUUUGGAGAUAUGCAUGAGUACCAGUUUCCUGUGUGGAAAUAAAAGACCAUAACACAAAGAAGUGAGCUUCAUAUUUUGCACAGAGUUGGCCCAGGAGCAGAGUAACAGCCUCUCCCAGGCCUGCAAUGUAGAAAACUCUGCACUGGCUGGUACUGAUGGCAGGAGGGCUACAGGAGGACCCUAAGGGACCCCCCCGGAAGGGCAGCCUCUGCUCAGGGAGCUGGCAGUCAUUCCUUAGUGAAAUAGAAAUUCUGCAUGUGGCUUUGCUUUCCUUGUUUGUUCCCUAGGGCUGUAUUUCUUCACUGGCAACUGCUGAGAGCCUGACAGGUUCUCUAGAUACCUUAUUUAUUUAUGGACAAAAAACUAGGGAAAUAAGGAUGGUUCCUAAAUGUGCUUCCAACCUCAAAGCUGGUCAAUCGUUCCGCUAUCAGGGCUGGUGCUGCAGCAGAACACACAGGCAUGCUGAUGCAGCUGACUGCAGUCGCUCAGGAUUGAAUCUGACUGGCUGGUUUUUGUGUCCUGGGCACAGAUUUGGGGGCAUAGUCCUUUUCUCAUUGGCUUUAGGCAAGAAGCCUUCCCCCAUCUCAGCUGAGUUAAAAGGGAAAACAAAGAGCUUGGUUUUAUUUCCUGGAGUAGAUUGCAUACACUGACCAUGGCAUCAGAAAAGCCGAUACUUUAUAGCUAUUUCCGAAGUUCGUGCUCUUGGAGAGUGAGAAUUGCACUGGCUCUGAAAGGAAUUUCCUAUGACCUGGUGCCAGUGAACCUCCUGAAGGAUGGGGGCCAGCAGUUUUCUGCUGAAUUCAAGGCACUGAAUCCAAUGCAGCAAGUCCCAGCCCUGAAAAUUGAUGGCAUCACUCUUUCUCAGUCUCUAGCUAUAAUUCAUUACCUAGAAGACACCCACCCUAACCCCAGGCUUCUGCCCCAAGAUCUGAAGAAGAGAGCCCAAGUCAGAAUGAUCGCUGAUCACAUUGUCUCUGGCAUUCAGCCACUCCAGAACCUGAGCAUCCUGAAACAAAUGGGGGAGAAAAAAAUGGAAUGGGCUCAGAACUGCAUUGCAUCUGGCUUUCAAGCGCUGGAGCAGAUUCUGCACCACACUGCUGGGCGCUACUGUGUGGGGGAUGAAGUUUCCAUGGCUGAUCUGUGCUUGGUGCCUCAAAUUUUCAAUGCUGAAAGAUUCAAAGUGGACAUGGGCCCAUAUCCCACAAUAUCCAGAAUAAACAAAGCUCUCCUGGAGUUAGAGGCAUUCAAAGUAAGCCACCCAUCCCGGCAGCCAGAUACUCCUGCAGAGCUGAGAGCUUGAAGCCCUUCUACUCAUUAAAUCAAGUAAGCUGGAGCGUCAGAGAGGACAACAGCUACAGCUUAAGUAAGACUUUAGUGCCAGCAGGAAGCCCUAGUACUAUUGUCUCACUUUCAUCUGUGAGAAGGACAGAGGACCUAGAAGUAGCCUGGAUGACUUACAGGAGCUAUGUCUGUGUUGGAAAGCUUGCAGCUACUUCUGACUAUGUUUAUGUUUUUUCUACCUGAUGUAUCUCCAUGAAGCAGAUUAAAGCAAAAGCAUCCAUAAUUA
Molecule: messenger RNA, 3086 nt
Organism: Tyto alba (common barn owl)
Lineage: Eukaryota; Metazoa; Chordata; Aves; Strigiformes; Tytonidae
Gene: GSTZ1
Product: glutathione S-transferase zeta 1
Exons: 10
Coding region: 2172-2819 (215 amino acids)
Biological process (GO): glutathione metabolic process; L-phenylalanine catabolic process
Cellular component (GO): cytoplasm; mitochondrion
Molecular function (GO): maleylacetoacetate isomerase activity; glutathione transferase activity
Source: RefSeq, a predicted model, not a curated record